Messenger RNA from Dentiscutata heterogama, 197 nucleotides. The record is from the annotation of a GenBank genome assembly. NCBI's taxonomy places the organism in Eukaryota, Fungi, Glomeromycota, Glomeromycetes, Diversisporales, Gigasporaceae.
AUAGAAUUUUACUUAAAGAUAUAUUUAUAAAGCUUCACAAUUUGUUAUUAAAAUGUGAUCAACUACACUAUCAAACUUCACUCUAUCCAGUUGGUCAUUUUGAUCUUGAUAGAUCAAAGUUACCUAAAAUAUCUUUUAUGAAAUCACUUGAAGAUAGCAUUAUUUGUCACAAAAAUAAAGAUCAUGAAACUGCAUGA